AUGACAUCUCUAUCAUCUAUCUUAGAAGUUAGCUCUCUCGGUUCUAUCAACCAAGCUGCAACGCCUACCACGUCCGCCACACCGCUCGCUACUGAGCCCGUGACAGUCAUCGCAACCAAGACAGAGACCGUCCAUAUAACAGUCUGGCCGGCAACCAGUUCCUCGGCUGCAUCUUCUGUGACAAUUUCUUCAAGUGAACAGAGCACAGUUCACAUCCUCGCAACAGCAACGGAAACGCUUGUCGUGACAAUUUACCCAGCUACGUCAUCUCUGUCUUCGACAUCAUCCACUUCCAGUACUUUAUCCACUUCAGGCGAGAACAGCGCCAUUCCACCGGCAGCAGCAGAAUCAACGGCAGACACAGCAGGGACUCCUGCUGCCUUAGCAACCACUCAAUCCACUGCACCGGUACCUACGAGCACGACAACGUCAGAUUCAGGACAAGGCUUGCUCAGUGUCAUUCCUGUGACGCCAGCUGGGUUUAUUCAUGUUACUGAGACAGUGACGGAGGUUGUUACAGAUAAGGUUACUGAGACUGUCACUGCUACUGUCACUGCUACUGUUACUAGGGAUGUAUAG
Penicillium antarcticum is the source of this 579-nucleotide messenger RNA. RefSeq lists its product as uncharacterized. The transcript has a single exon. NCBI's taxonomy places the organism in Eukaryota, Fungi, Ascomycota, Eurotiomycetes, Eurotiales, Aspergillaceae. Bases 1 to 579 code for a protein of 192 amino acids. The record is from RefSeq and is a predicted model, not a curated record.